AUGGAUCCGCCUCGCCUCAACAACCGAGCCUGCUUCCACUUCCUCCGAGCCCUCUACAACGCCGUGUCAUCCAGCAUCGUCAUAACCGACACCGCGUUACUCACCACCACCUCCGCCAAGAUCCAGGAGCUCAUGAUGGACGUAGUCACCCAAUCCAAUCUACAGAUAGUAGUACCAGAACGGAUGCCGGUCGUCCAGGCCGGCGGCGAGUUCGACGCCGAGUCCAUCCGCAUGCACGUCAAGGGCGUCAUCCGCGAGAGAGUCGAGCUCCUGCUGCACGAUGCGGCCACUCCCGAGGACAGUCGCGUCCUCUACUUCAUCUGGAACAGAUAUCUCCGCGCCUUCAUCACUGCCCAGCCCGCUGCCGCCGCUGCCGCCGCUGCCGCCGAGACCGUCGCCCAAGCCAUCCAGCCCCAGCAGCCCCAGCAGCCCGAGCAGCCCCAGCAGCCCCAGCAGCCCCAGCCGACUCCGAACCUCGACGCCGACGCCGACCACAGGCACGCAGAAGUCCUGCGCCCCCAGCUCCAUCGCGUCUGGGGUGAGGAGGAGGUUUCCUACCUGACAAGUCUGUUCGUGAAUGACCCGCGUCUCACGUGCGCGGAGGCAACACCCAUGCUCAACGAGCACUAUGCGGGAAGGAUGGUGGAUGGGCUAACGUUCACCGAGAGGUCGGUUAAUUCGGGAUACGGCGAUGAGGAUUAG
Messenger RNA from Diplodia corticola, 702 nucleotides. RefSeq lists its product as uncharacterized. The coding region runs from base 1 to 702 and encodes 233 amino acids. The transcript is spliced from 3 exons. The record is from RefSeq and is a predicted model, not a curated record. NCBI's taxonomy places the organism in Eukaryota, Fungi, Ascomycota, Dothideomycetes, Botryosphaeriales, Botryosphaeriaceae.